AUGAAUUCUAGACAUUCAUUGCCUAUAGUCAUUCUUAGAACUGCUUUUAUAACUCCAUUGUUUAUAUUGGGAUGUUUAAGUAUUAGUUUAACUCAAUUUUUAACAUUAUUAAUAUUCAAAAAUAAUCCUGAUGUUAAACAAGCAAUUAUCAAUAAUACAAAGAAUCAUUUUGUCAUUUUAAUAUCUUACAUUACCACAAUUGUCAAUCCAUGUAAAAUAGAGAUAACUAUAGAUGAAACUACAGUACCCAAUUCAGAUCAUUUCACCGUUGAUGAAUCAAAUAAUAUACAUACAAUGUUUCAACCAAAUUCUGUUUUAAUUUCUAAUCAUCAAAUAUAUACUGAUUGGUUAUAUUUAUGGUUUUUAACUUAUACUUCAAAAUUUGGUAAUUCUGUAUUUAUAAUAUUAAAAGAUUUAUCAAAAAUUCCUGUGUUGGGAUAUGGAAUGAAGAAUUAUAAUUUUUUAUUUUUAAGUAGAAAAUGGGAAAAAGAUAAAAUUGUUUUAACUAAUCAAUUAUUGGAAAUUGAUGCCAAUGCAAGAGGAAUGGGACCCGCCAAUGGAGUUCAAUUGAUAGGCAGUAGUUCUACCACAAACACAGAAUUUACUAAAUGGCCACAAGGUUCUAAUGUCAACAAGAUAUGGCCAUAUGAAUUGAUAUUAUUUGCAGAAGGUACGGUUCCAUCAGAUCGUACUACUAAGAAAUCUGCUGAAUUCAUUGCGUCGAGAGGAUUACCACCUUUAAAACAUGUAUUAUUACCUCGUAUUAGAGGAUUAUUUUUAGCGUUAAAAAAAUUGAAAAGUUCAGUAGAAAUAGUGUAUGAUAUAACUACGGCUUAUUCUGGAUUAACUGAAGAUCAAUAUGGUGAAAUUGAAUAUUCAUUGAAAAGAUUUUAUUUGAAAGGUUAUGGACCACCAAAAAUUAAUUAUUAUAUUAAAGGUUGGAAAUUAAAAGAUAUACCAUUAGGUGAAGAUGUUGAUGAUAUUGAUAAUAUUCUAGAACAAGAUUUAAAAAAAUUUGAAGAUUGGUUAUUAAAAAUAUGGUAUGAAAAAGAUAAAUUAAUGGAUAAUCAUUAUAAAUUAGGUAAUUGGGGAGAGUUAAACCAUAAAACAACAAGGUCUAUUAUUGGUGAUUUUAAAUUAAGAAACCAAUUUGAAAUUUUCUUACCAUUUUUAGCUACCAUUGCUACUAUUUUAUUCUUAAGAAUUGCUUAUAUUUUAAUUAGACGAAUUAUUAAUGUAUAG
Candida albicans SC5314 is the source of this 1242-nucleotide messenger RNA. Its product is annotated as putative acyltransferase. Gene Ontology annotation, cellular component: endomembrane system. Gene Ontology annotation, molecular function: acyltransferase activity. The coding region runs from base 1 to 1242 and encodes 413 amino acids. The transcript has a single exon. The record is from RefSeq and is a predicted model, not a curated record. Lineage: Eukaryota; Fungi; Ascomycota; Pichiomycetes; Serinales; Debaryomycetaceae.